AUGGACAGCCAGCAAGCUACCUUUUCCACGUUCACCUCCAAAGUAUCCCCUUGCGACAAGGCGAUACCCGAGAGUGCAUGGCAAGAAGAAGAAUCUCUUGAAGUGUACAGAAAGAAAAGGACACAAAGGCCACCAAGCGCUACACCUACCGAAAUCGUAAAAUGCAUCAAACGUCAACCAAAGGCAGGCGAGGAAAUCUACGAAAGUGUACAACCACGUCACGAUGGUCGACGUGAGCUUAUUCUCCUGGAACCAGUGCGAUUUGGUGAUGAACCUCCAGAAACCCUUUACGACGACUAUUCUUUAUAUAGAAUGGAGGAAUACGUUGAUGCCGGCACGGAGACUUGUGAGCAUGACAAGCAACCUGUAUACUAUGCUUUACAAAAAGUCGAGAAGGAAACACUUCCACCCGCACAAACAGGGAAAAUUGUUGAAGAAGAAGUCAUAUCCCCGGCGAAAGAGCUUGAUACAAUCACCUUAAGAGAAGCAGAGGAGCGAGAAUCGAUGGAAAGGAUAAGUGCAAAGCAAGAACUAAGAACGGCUCCACCACCAUCAGAAUCCACUGAACGUGGCCCAUACAUCUCUAGGAUUCCUAUUGGUGAUGGUAUAGAAGAGCGUUCUAUUACGCACAGUUCAGAAACGGAAAGGUAUGAAAGAAGUCACAUCACUGAAGAGCAGCGCUCUGUUGUUCGUGGCUCCGAAGCUGGAAGAUCAGCGAGACCAUGCUCUCGAUGUGCUGAGUUGUCCCCAGAAACAACUAGAGAGACCCCAAUCCUAGACCGCAUCAUGUAUUACGAAAGAGAAGUUGUGGAGGAUGGUAACUCAAGGGGCAGAGCUCAGGAUAGCCGUCGCGAUAGUCGUGCUUCUUCUCGUCAAGCAGCGGUUGUUGACGACGAAAUCGCAGACGCGAAUAGGAGAGUGGAUGGAGUAUUUCGAAGCUAUGAAACAUCUAAGGAAGCUCGCAAGCUGCCAACUGUACCGGAGGAAGAUUUUCAUGAAAAACAGAAUGAGAGACUUCCUGCCGAAGGAUACAAGGAAACGCGUAAAGAAGGUCCUCCACAAGAAGAGUACGUGGUCCCAAGGAUUCGAGCCCCCUCUAGAACAUCUAGUCGUUCUUCAACGGAAAGGACUCAGUUCUACGAGAAAAGUGUACAUGGUUCACCGUAUCGUCCCACAUCAACUACCCGUAGUGCAGCUAGUCCAUACUAUUGUCCUCACUGCAGAACAUGCUCAAGAGAACAGGAUAGAAUGUACACUCAUGAACCUCACACAGUUCGAGUUGUACCAAUCCAAAAGGAAAGAUAUCCUUUGAGAACACGUCAUGAUAACGGAAGAGAACCACUAAUGUACUCAGCACCUAUUCAUGAGACCAUCACCACCGAAAGAUUCGAGAGAAUUGAAAAAGUAAAACGCGUUUUUCCAGCAACUGCUGUGUGA
Molecule: messenger RNA, 1437 nt
Organism: Cylicocyclus nassatus
Lineage: Eukaryota; Metazoa; Nematoda; Chromadorea; Rhabditida; Strongylidae
Source: the annotation of a GenBank genome assembly